AUCUAUUAUAAACAGGAUCAACGUAGAAUACUGUAAGCCAUGUUUGCACUUGUGCUUUUCGACUUGGAUGGCUGCACAGCUAUAAUUGAUGCCAAGAAAUGUCAAGUCCCUGACAUUAAAGCCUUAGUGAAAGGACAGCAUGUUGAUGUCAAAUAUCAUAAGGAGACAUUCAAAGUUGAAAUCCUGGAGUUAUCUGAGUCCAGAGCUGUUCUGAACCAGUAUGAGGAUGAUUGGUCCUCCAGCCAUAGGUCACUGGCCCUAGAUAAAGAAAAGAAAAAGAGAAGAAACAAAAGAAAUGGAUAUCUAGCUGUUUGGCCACAUGAUCAGGAAGACAUAAUUCCUUCAACAUCUGACAUCAACCAGAACAGGGAGGAGGAGCCUGAAGAACCAAGUGAAAAAGUUAAUCUGCCUAAGGAACCAGAAAGAAACAAUGCCAAAGAACGAAAGGGCUCCAAUGGGAGAAAGAUUACCAUUCUGUAUGAAGGAUCUGCUGAGAAUCAGUCGAACAAUGCCAGUCCACAGCGUGCUCCAUGCUAUCUUCAGGAAUUAAGUACAGAUGAGGCUGAAGUUGUUGAACUCCAAAUGAACUAUUUCAAACAGAACAAAAUCUGCACCUCAUCUCAAACAGAAAAAGUUGUGGUGAUCCAAGAUGAGCAAGAAAUUGUAGACCUUCUUUCCAGCAACAAAAAGUGUCAUCACAAAGCCACCCAAAUGGAUAAUGACUCUAGAGACAUGUACCAAGUCAGAGAAAUUUCUACCCAAACUGAUAACAACAUGCAAACAGAGGCCCAGGAUUUGACUGCUGUGAACCUUAAGCUUGACGAGAUUUUGAGCCUUCUACAUGGAGCAAUAGACAAUUCUAUGAGAGUCAACAACGUUAGUGAAAUUGUACGAUGGGUGACAGCAAACACCUCGACACCUCAACCAGGCAUGCCAACAGUAUCAAUUGUUCCAGUUGAGGAGUCUUCAAUUCUGGAGUUGCCUAUAAGGGAAGAAAACAAAACAUCACCAGUAAUUUCCACUGAAGCAGUAAUGAGGGAAGAAGAGUAUGAUCACUGUGAUUCUUCUCCUCCAGCAAAAAAGGCCUUAUUUGAAGUAAAUGAAGAUGUCGAGACAGAAGAGGAGCAACCUAGAGAAACUGGAGAACAACCCAGUGCUCCAGAUCGCGAAGUUCGUGCUCCACUGAUGGACGUCACCCACAGAGUCAGCAACAGAAAGCAUGUUAGUGAAGACAAGGUUCUUACCCUGGAAAACAAGCCAUUGGAACCAAUUAUUGAAAUCAAAGAUGUUAGUGAAGUUGUGCCAGGGGAAGUCCAGUUUAGAAUGAGACGGGAUAUCCUUGCCGAUGUCCAAACUAGUGCUUGUUCAGAUGGAAAUUUUCUGUGGCUUUUGACCAGGAAGCUGUUUCAUGAUCAUGAGUUGCGAGGGAAGAAUUUCUUUGGACGCAAAGGACGACCCCCAAUUUCACCUCGGCGUAGCAAAUGCCUCAAGCACGCAUACAUUGAAUGCUGUGGAACAAGCUACAAGGAAUUUACGAAAGCUGUGAGCAGCAUCAACAAUGGAAUUCGCUCACUUAGCCGUUAACUUC
Messenger RNA from Saccostrea echinata, 1588 nucleotides. RefSeq lists its product as uncharacterized. The transcript is spliced from 5 exons. NCBI's taxonomy places the organism in Eukaryota, Metazoa, Mollusca, Bivalvia, Ostreida, Ostreidae. The record is from RefSeq and is a predicted model, not a curated record. Bases 40 to 1584 code for a protein of 514 amino acids.